AUGAAACCCGAACGAUUACAGUUCAUCAAAACACACGGAUACCUUUCCCAUACUAGAUCCGGAACUCAACCAGCAAUAACCAGCGAUAAUGAUUAUACAAAAUCACCAUAUUACGUUGAAAUAGCAAUGUAUUUAUACCUGGUAUUACCACAUGAAUAUUCCCAAAUAAUUCAUAAUGAACCCAAUAAUAUGUAUCCACCCCAAUGGAUGACAAAGAAACAAAUGGACCAUCAGGUAUGGACUCCAUCAAUCCAGUACUUUAAAGAAGAAAUAUUCGAAAAAUAUAUACCAAGUUACUUAGAAGAAUGGACCAUAAAAGGAAAGAUUACCAAUAAUCGUAUCCAGGAACAAUUUCCUAAUCAGGAAAUUUUUGAAGAAUACAAAACGCCAUAUGUUGGUGAUGAACAAAAUAAUUCGGCUGAAAAACCGAAUUACCUGUGA
This is a messenger RNA of Dentiscutata erythropus, 441 nucleotides long. The record is from the annotation of a GenBank genome assembly. NCBI's taxonomy places the organism in Eukaryota, Fungi, Glomeromycota, Glomeromycetes, Diversisporales, Gigasporaceae.